Podarcis raffonei (Aeolian wall lizard) is the source of this 1781-nucleotide messenger RNA. It is a transcript of the gene MLST8, whose product is annotated as MTOR associated protein, LST8 homolog. Gene Ontology annotation, biological process: regulation of actin cytoskeleton organization; TOR signaling. Gene Ontology annotation, molecular function: protein binding. Gene Ontology annotation, cellular component: TORC2 complex; TORC1 complex. The coding region runs from base 409 to 1389 and encodes 326 amino acids. The transcript has 9 exons. The record is from RefSeq and is a predicted model, not a curated record. Lineage: Eukaryota; Metazoa; Chordata; Lepidosauria; Squamata; Lacertidae.
GGGCGGCAGGCAGGAUGAGUCCAUAGAUGCACCAAAGUGUAGAGAAACAUGUUGCUGGAGGGAAGGACGUGCUUUUCUACACACUUACCUGGGAGCAACUCCCAUGGAACUUAUGCUUGAGUAGACAUGUGUAGGUUUCCUCUGUAAAAUCCCGGUUUUCUUCAUUGUUUGGGUAGGCCUCACAAAAAGGAACUCGGAAGUCCAGAUACUUGAUGUGCAUCUAUAAAUUGGCAAGUUUAUGAAAAGACACUAGAAACGUAGGACUUGGGGUUUUUUUCUUUUGUGCGCAGGCGCGUAUUUGCCCUUUGAUUUCUUCCGACGCAAGCGUAGUUUGAACCGGGCAAGAUCUGGCGUGCGCAUGCGCUUUACCGGCUCCCUCCCUCCUCUGGUUCUGAAGAAACCUGGACCAUGAACACAGCACAGGGCACUGUGGGCAGCGACCCCGUCAUCUUGGCCACUGCUGGCUAUGACCACACAGUUCGCUUCUGGCAGGCCCACAGUGGGAUAUGCACCCGGACCGUCCAGCACCAAGAUUCUCAGGUCAAUGCUCUUGAGAUCACCCCAGAUCGGAGCAUGAUUGCUGCUGCAGGCUAUCAACACAUCCGUAUGUAUGACUUGAAUUCCAAUAACCCAAACCCUGUUAUCAACUACGACGGUGUCAGCAAGAACAUCACCUCUGUUGGCUUCCAUGAAGAUGGUCGCUGGAUGUACACGGGAGGCGAGGACUGCAUGGCCCGCAUCUGGGACCUCAGGUCCCGCAACCUCCAGUGCCAGCGCAUUUUCCAAGUGAAUGCCCCAAUCAACUGUGUCUGCCUCCAUCCCAAUCAGGCAGAACUUAUCGUUGGAGACCAGAGUGGGGCCAUUCACAUCUGGGACUUGAAGACGGACCACAAUGAACAGCUCAUCCCAGAGCCGGAAGUCUCUGUCAACUCAGUUCAUAUUGAUCCUGAUGCCAGCUACAUGGCUGCAGUUAACAGUUCAGGAAACUGUUAUGUGUGGAAUCUCACAGGUGGCAUAGGAGACGAGGUGACGCAGCUCAUCCCAAAGACCAAGAUUCCUGCGCACAGCCGCUAUGCUCUCCAGUGCAAAUUCAGCCCAGACUCCACGCUUUUGGCGACCUGUUCUGCUGACCAAACCUGCAAGAUCUGGAGGACGUCUAACUUCUCUCUGAUGACGGAAUUGAGCAUCAAGAGCAACAACCCAGGGGAAACCUCCCGCGGCUGGAUGUGGGACUGCGCGUUUUCAGGGGACUCUCAGUACAUUGUCACAGCCUCCUCUGAUAAUCUGGCCAGGCUCUGGUGUGUGGAAACAGGCGAGAUCAAACGGGAAUACAGUGGGCAUCAGAAAGCGGUCGUCUGCCUUGCUUUCAACGACAGCGUCUUGGGCUGAGAAGGAAAGCUGCGCUCACAAGAUUGCUGCAAGACUGGUUUUUUUUUGGGUCAGGUGUGCAAAGACUGUGUUGCCACCCACAGCUGCCUUUCUGCAGAAGAGCCAGAUUCAAGUAAAAUUGAAGCCACCUUAACCAUCUUUGCACAGUGGCAGGCAGUUUUAAAACAGAACCUCCAGAUUUUGUUUGGCGUAAGAUCUUUGUGCAAAAGUAUCGCUUAACAAAGAGUGGUUUGUAAGGAGAAACUGUGACACUCAGCACCAAUGUUACUGUAUGGGAUGGAUCUCCCAACAGAGGGUUUCAACUUGCUCUCUUUGGGGGACUGCUUUUGUUUAGAUGAGGCUGCCCUCUGUUCCUUCCAUUCACUUUUGCCCAACGUAAAUGGCUAAGCGGA